AUGAUGAUCCCUGAGCUGUUCCUGUGCCCAAUCAGCCUGGACCUCAUGUCAGACCCCGUCACCCUCCUCGCCACCGGCCACACCUACGACCGCCGCAACAUCCAGCGCUGGCUCGCCGGCCGACGCACAUGCCCCGUCACCAUGCACACGCUACCUGACAAGUCAGAGCUAGCGCCCAACCGCACUCUGAAGCACCUCAUCGACCGCUGGCUCCUCACCGGCCGAACCCUCUCCGUCUCCGACCUCGCGCUGCCCACGCUCACAGACAACCUCACCGAGGAACAAGACGACACGGCCGUCCUGGAGGAGACGCUGAGGAUCGUCAGGUGCCUCUCCCCUCCAGGCUUGUGCGCCUCGCUCCUUGUGCUGCUGCUUCGCGCUCCUCCCUCGCCGGCGCCGGUGCUGGAGCUGGCGCUCGACUGCCUUGUCGCCUCGCCGUCCAAGCACGAGCUCGCCACCGCCCUGCAACAAGAGGAGGAGCACAAGACGAAGAAGAUCAUGCCCCUCAUUGCCUUCCAGUUGAGACAGGGGAGCAGUGUCAAGGUCAAGACUGGCCUUUGCCGCCUCAUCCAAAUCCUUGGCUCGGCAGGGGCACACCUGCUGCUGGGCCGCUCAGAGCAGGUCAUGGGAGCACUGGGCGCCGCUCUCGUGCUGCACGCCGACAAUGAUGCUGCUGUCUCCAGCGCCGCUCUGAGGGCAAUGUGGAGCCUGAUCCGCUUGCCGGACGAGGCCACCCGGGAAACCGCCGUGGCAGCAGGCGCCGUCGAUGCCCUCCUCUCCUACAUCUCCUCUGGCCACAAGACGAAGAAGAAGAACCUCCUGCUGCCUUUGGCUUUGGAGACUCUGGAGCUUUUGCUCACCAGCGUGGACGCUGCCAGGCAGGCUAUGUACGCUCGGUCCGGCGCAGGCGGCAGUGGCACCGCCACCCUGGUGAGGAUGGUGUUCCGGGUGCCCUCCGAUGGCGGCAGCGAGCAUGCCAUCGGGUCGCUGCUGGUCACAUGCCGCGAGUCAGGGAUAGUCCGGGUGGACGCCAUCAACGCCGGCCUGCUGGAGCAGCUGCUGCUGUUGCUCCAGACCCAGUGCAGCCCCAAGGCCAAGACCAACGCCAGGGCGCUGCUCAAACUGCUCAGGGCCUUGUGGGCUCGUCAUUAA
Brachypodium distachyon (stiff brome) is the source of this 1152-nucleotide messenger RNA. RefSeq names its product U-box domain-containing protein 26. The transcript has a single exon. Bases 1 to 1152 code for a protein of 383 amino acids. The record is from RefSeq and is a predicted model, not a curated record. Gene Ontology annotation, molecular function: ubiquitin protein ligase activity. Gene Ontology annotation, biological process: protein ubiquitination. NCBI's taxonomy places the organism in Eukaryota, Viridiplantae, Streptophyta, Magnoliopsida, Poales, Poaceae.